GGGGCAGACCUGACGCAAUCCAUUCAUUCUUCCUUCACAAAAAUGCCAAAGCGAUGGGGGUAUGUCCAUUGUCUCAUCAGGGUAUAUAAGGACUCAGCAAGACCUCAAACACCCAGUUCCAUCUCCCCACCCAGCGCACAUAAGGUUAUCAACAAUGGAGACUGUCUUCUCCGACAUGGACACCUCAAGCUGUGACUACUCCUUUACGCACACGGAUGAUGAGGACUCACGCAGCAGCCUCCACUCCGCGUCCCCCGCGUCCUCCUGCGGCAAGCCGCCUGCGUCUCCAGCCGAGCUCCAGCAGAAAAAGCGGCGCAGGGGGCGCGCGAGGAACGAAGCCACCGUGCACGUCGUGAAGAAGAACCGCCGGGUGAAGGCCAACGACCGCGAGAGGAACAGAAUGCACAACCUCAACGACGCCUUGGAUGCUUUGAGAAGCGUGCUGCCUGCCUUUCCCGACGACACGAAGCUGACCAAAAUCGAGACUCUGCGCUUCGCUCACAACUACAUCUGGGCGCUUUCCGAGACCAUCCGGAUCGCAGACCAGCGGCAGGGCAAGUCCAGAGACCCGCCGCUGCUGCGCCCCGGACUAAGCUGCAUGGGAGAUGCGCCCAGCCCCGGCGGUAACUCUUGCUCCUGGCCAUCCGGCGCAUCCUCCUCGUCUUCAUCUCCGUCUUACUGCAGUUCAGACCCGGGCAGCCCUGCAGCCAUGGACGAUUUUGGAUAUUUGCAGACCGAUGUCGUUUACAGCUACCACAACUUCGUACCUGGCAUCUAUUAAUGUGACUCAAGCGUUCUCAUGUCUGUAUAGAGUCUGCAGAAGUAUGUAGUUUCAAAUCAGAGGACUUUGCUGUUACCUUUCUUAUAGAACCAAGAGCACAACAUUAGGUAUUCACUGUUUGCCUUAACGACAGUUCACAGAUGAGAAUGUUUUUAUUUUUGUACGUUUUGUUACCGAUAUUGAUGCCUUUUCCAAUAUCUCUGCACUUUUCGCAUUCUUUGGAGCAUGACAUUAAACGCCUGUUAGAGAAAAUGAUCAUUUAAACCAAGACUGAUUGGCCUUUGCAGUCCAAGGUGAAAAGUCAAUAUUACAAUUUGUAGAGCGAUAAAGCAGAAAAACGAGCGUGAAAAUUCCGUUUCAAGGCUGUGACAAUAGACUGAAUGGACAA
This is a messenger RNA of Sinocyclocheilus rhinocerous, 1169 nucleotides long. Its product is annotated as neurogenin-1. Gene Ontology annotation, molecular function: DNA-binding transcription factor activity, RNA polymerase II-specific; protein dimerization activity; E-box binding. The transcript has 3 exons. The coding region runs from base 62 to 781 and encodes 239 amino acids. Lineage: Eukaryota; Metazoa; Chordata; Actinopteri; Cypriniformes; Cyprinidae. Gene Ontology annotation, cellular component: nucleus. The record is from RefSeq and is a predicted model, not a curated record. Gene Ontology annotation, biological process: positive regulation of transcription by RNA polymerase II; sensory organ development; forebrain development.